AUGUCCUUCACGUCUAUUCCGAUCCUGGACUUUGCUGCGGCUCGGGAUCCGGCUACAAAGCCUCAGUUUCUACAGGAGCUUCGUCAUGCGCUGAUGGAAGUUGGGUUUCUGUAUCUGAAGAAUGUCGGCAUCUCGGAUGAUUUGUUUCAAAGGGUUAUCGAACUUGGUAAAAGCUUCUUUGACAUUCCCGAGGAGGAGAAACUCAAGAUUGAAAUGAAGAAUGCGGCCUCUUUUCUUGGAUACUCACGUCUAUCAGCGGAGAUCACCGCUGGAGAGAUUGACCACCGGGAACAAAUCGACCUAUCCACUGAGCAUCCAAUUCCCAAGCCUGGAUCUCCUUUGUAUCGCAAUUUGUUAGCACCCAACCAAUGGCCAUCCGAGGACUCACUGCCCGACUUCCGCAAGGUUUAUACAGAGUAUAUGGAUCAAAUGGGCAAUGUUUCAAUUCAGUUCACAUCUCUUAUCGCCGAAGCCAUUGACCUCCCCAGCGACGCCUUUAACAAGUACUUCGACGAGGAUCAGCAGCACAAGCUCAAGAUUGUCAAGUACCCCGAUGCUAAAGAACUUGGCAUCGAAGGCGACGUGCGCGGCCAGGGCGUAGGGCCUCACAAGGAUAGUAUGCUCUCGAGCUAUCUCCUACAAGCAACGUCGCACAAGGGUCUUCAGGUACAGAACGUCCGCGGCCAGUGGAUAGACUGCGAGCCGAUCCCAGGCACACUCGUCGUGGCCAUUGGGCAGGGCCUGGAGGCGCUUACACAAGGCGUCUGUGUCUCAACAACACAUCGUGUGCUCUCUCCCGCCGCUGGCUCAGGCGCGCGCUUCUCGAUCCCUUUCUUCCAGGGCGUGCGCAUGAGCGCCGAGUUCGAAGAUCUCGAGAAGGUAGGCGUCGGUCUUGUGCCAGAGGAGGUGAGGGAGCAGCGUCGCAAGAUCGUAGAGCGCAACGGCGGACGCAUCGACGAUGUUGAGUUUACUUUCCGUGCGGGCGGCAUUUCAAAGACACUUGGCGAGGCAACGCUGCGGAAUCGUGUCAAGAGCCAUCCCGACGUCGGAGAGCGCUGGUAUCCUGAUAUUCUGGCUAGUAUCCGCGAAGAAGAGGCGAGGGUAAGGCAGCAUAAGGACUCUACAGCGCCAGCGGUGGAAGCGCCUCCCAAGGCUGUGGAGGCUCAUUAA
Molecule: messenger RNA, 1170 nt
Organism: Fusarium sp. VM40
Lineage: Eukaryota; Fungi; Ascomycota; Sordariomycetes; Hypocreales; Nectriaceae
Source: the annotation of a GenBank genome assembly